This is a messenger RNA of Micropterus dolomieu (smallmouth bass), 672 nucleotides long. It is a transcript of the gene mrpl36, whose product is annotated as mitochondrial ribosomal protein L36. Gene Ontology annotation, biological process: ribosome biogenesis; translation. The transcript has 2 exons. The coding region runs from base 141 to 566 and encodes 141 amino acids. The record is from RefSeq and is a predicted model, not a curated record. Gene Ontology annotation, cellular component: mitochondrial large ribosomal subunit; ribosome. Gene Ontology annotation, molecular function: structural constituent of ribosome. Lineage: Eukaryota; Metazoa; Chordata; Actinopteri; Centrarchiformes; Centrarchidae.
UUGCCUCUCAGGUUCAAAGUAUUUCGCUACUGUUACCUUCACUAACUAGCUUUACAAUUAAGCCCUUAUAUUUAGGUAUAUGUAAAAGAGAAUGACAAUUAGCAUUAAGGCCAGUUUGGAAUUAGUAUCUGCUGAUACUGAUGGAGGCAAGAUUUGUCCAAAGCCAGAGAGCAGCCUUUGACACCAUGGUGCCCCUCCUUUUGAAGCACCUGGCUACCUCCCUGACUCACCAAGUGGCCCAGAUGAGCCGGUUAAAUAUGACCUUCUCCUCACCAGCAGCUAGUGCUUACAGAUGUCUCUGCACCCUCACCACAGCUCCCCGCACACUGUUCCUGUCAUCAACCAGAGUCAGCUCCAUCCAGCCCCCCUCGUCUGGCUCCACUGCUCAGUGUGGACCACCUCUGUUGGGACAGUGCCAGUAUCUUCCCUGCAUCCAGCCCUCUGCAGGGAUGAAAACCAAGUCUGCCCUGAAGAGGCGCUGCAAAGACUGUUUCUUUGUGCGACGGAGGGGACGUUUGUUUGUGUUCUGCAAGACAAAUCCGAGACACAAACAGAGGCAGGGCUAAAGUGUUGAAGGAGUAUUAAGAAGAUUGUUUUAAGAUUGUAGACAUUUAGAAGAACUGUGCUGCAAAAAUAAAUGGUUUGGCUUAAGAAUAUGCAUAGCUCAUGACA